AUGGGGUUUGCGCCGAGGCUGUGGGGCUUCCAAGACCUCCCUGAUAAUUGGAAGAUGGUGGUGAUGGAUGCGGUCGACGGCGACAGCUACAAGCUAGUCUUCGAUCUUGAGCUGAGACUGGCGGAUCUGCAUGCAGCGAUUUGGGAAAAGCUGAAGGAGUUCCAUGGUAGGGGCUUUGUGCACGGAGACAUUCGUGAUGCCAACCUCAUGGCGCGGACGAGCCCUGUGGCUGGUGAGAGCGCGUUUAUGCUGCUUGACUUUGACUGGGCUGGGCGGGCUGGGGAAGCACGGCAUCCAAAGAAUCUGUACAAGGGGUGGAGCCUUUGGCGACCGUCGAGAGUUGGAGGCGGUGGGCUCAUCCUGGCAGAUGAUGACCUGGAAAUGUUGGAUGGGUAUUUUCCGGCAAGCGUAUACAAUGUGGGCUCGUAA
Molecule: messenger RNA, 429 nt
Organism: Fibroporia radiculosa
Lineage: Eukaryota; Fungi; Basidiomycota; Agaricomycetes; Polyporales; Fibroporiaceae
Exons: 1
Coding region: 1-429 (142 amino acids)
Biological process (GO): protein phosphorylation
Molecular function (GO): ATP binding; protein kinase activity
Source: RefSeq, a predicted model, not a curated record